AAUGGAGGACAGCUGUGUCUUAAACUUGAUAUCAUAAACUUCUCUUCCUUUUGUAAAUUAAUUUCUCAAAUAAAAUGAACUAUGUGACUCAUUAAGCAGUUAAGGUACUAAUAAUUAAGGGGAAUUAUCAUUUACUUAAAAUGUAACAAAUGUAUUUAUUAUGAAUAGGAAGCAAGUAAAAAAUCCAUAUAAACAAAAAAGAAAAUCAAUAAAGACUAGAAUUAAAAUGUAAAAAAGAAUUAAGGUCAUUGGACUGCUUAUGAACAUUAUAUAUAUAUUGAGUUCCUUAAAUAAAACCAUAAUACAACAAUGCAAAAUCAAUAAAAUAGAAAAAAUAACAAAAUCUUCAAACUCAUGUCAAUGACUAUUGGAACAAGAUCUCCGUCUUAAUGCAGGUAUUAUAUAUUUAUAUUAAGAUCACACCAUUAAAAAUUUAAUCCUUUCACAUAGGCUGGUCAAAAGAGGAAUAAGAAAAAUAACAAGAAAAUCAGUAAUCUUCAUAAUAAUAAAUUUAGAUCCUACAAAUAUAGGAUUAGCCAUAGAAGUCUAAGUAGAUUUUACUUUAGAAAUCAAAUCUUAAAUAAGUAUUAAUGAAUUAUAAAAAUAAGAUCCUUAUCAUUUUGAUUAAUUAUCCAACUAUGAAGACUCUCGUCCUUAGUUAUAAAAUUUCUGCUGCAAUUCUAAUUAUGAUAGUGAUUACGGUAAUCAAUAUUGUUGUAAUUCAUAUCUGGAAGGAAUACUUGAUUGA
Molecule: messenger RNA, 748 nt
Organism: Paramecium sonneborni
Lineage: Eukaryota; Ciliophora; Oligohymenophorea; Peniculida; Parameciidae
Source: the annotation of a GenBank genome assembly